This is a messenger RNA of Alligator mississippiensis (American alligator), 1413 nucleotides long. It is a transcript of the gene OGG1, whose product is annotated as 8-oxoguanine DNA glycosylase. Bases 13 to 1125 code for a protein of 370 amino acids. Gene Ontology annotation, cellular component: nucleus. Gene Ontology annotation, biological process: base-excision repair, AP site formation; nucleotide-excision repair; base-excision repair. Gene Ontology annotation, molecular function: damaged DNA binding; 8-oxo-7,8-dihydroguanine DNA N-glycosylase activity. The transcript has 6 exons. The record is from RefSeq and is a predicted model, not a curated record. Lineage: Eukaryota; Metazoa; Chordata; Crocodylia; Alligatoridae.
CCCGGCGCAGCCAUGCAGGCGCCCGCGCCCGGCCCCGGCCCCGGCCCGUGGCACGCGCUGCCCUGCGCUCGCUCCGAGCUGCGCCUCGACCUGGUGCUGAGCUGCGGCCAGGCCUUCCGGUGGCGGGAGCGCAGCGCCGGGCACUGGACGGGCGAGCUGGGCGGCCGCGUGUGGACGCUGCGGCAGACGGAGGAGCAGCUCUGGUUCACGGUGCACGCGGGGCCCGACCCGGAUCCCGAGCCCGACCCCGGCCGCAUCCUGCGCGACUACUUCCAGCUGGACGUGCCGCUGGCGCCGCUCUACGCGGCCUGGGCCGCCGCCGACCCCCGCUUCCAGCGCGCCGCCGCCGCCUGCCCGGGCGUGCGCGUGCUGCGCCAGGACCCGCUCGAGUGCCUCGUCGCCUUCAUCUGCUCGGCCAACAACCGGCUGCCGCGCAUCGCCGCCAUGCUGCAGCGCCUGUGCCGCGCCUUCGGGCGCCGCCUGGCCCGGCUCGGCCGCCAGCCCUACCACGCCUUCCCCUCGCUGCAGGCGCUCGCAGGCCCCGGGGUGGAGGCCCGGCUGCGGGAGCUCGGCUUCGGCUACCGGGCGCGGUUCGUGAGCGGCGCGGCGCGGGCGGUGCUGCAGGACCUGGGCGCCGAGGGGCUGGCCCGGCUGCGCGGCGCGCCCUACGCGGAGGCGCGGCGCGUGCUGUGCUCGCUGCCCGGCGUGGGCGCCAAGGUGGCCGACUGCGUGUGCCUCAUGGCGCUGGACAAGCCGGAGGCCGUGCCCGUGGACACGCACGUGUGGCAGGUGGCGCGGCAGCGGUACGGGCUGGAGCCAGGCGCGGCCGCCAGGAGCCUGACGCCGCGGGUCUACCGGGAGACGGGGGACUUCUUCCGGCGGCUGUGGGGCCCGCGCGCGGGCUGGGCGCAGGCGGUGAGUGCCGGGCCUCUGCCCUGCGCCGGCGGCGCGUUGGCGCCCGCUCGCCUGGCCUCACCUCGCCUCGCCUCGCCUCGCCCCUUCUCUCCCCAGGUCCUGUUCUGCGCCGAGGUGACGCGGCCGCGGGGCGCCCUGCCGUGCGCCAGCCCCAGCCCCAAGCGGGGCCGAGCCCGUCGCAGCCGCAGCAGCUGCCUGGGCCCCCCCUAGGCGCCGCGGCCGAGGCGGGGUGAAGGCGGCUGGAGCAGCCUCCUCUGCCUGCCGCCGGCCCAGGGCACGAGGUGCCGCGUGCUGGAGCACGGUUCCCCGGGGCCAGGGCCGCGCCCUGCCCCUGCCCCAGCCCGUGCAGCGCCCUGCUGGCAGGGAGCUCACAGCACUGGGGCCGCAGGCAGCCGUCCGGCCCGGGGCCGGGGCUCUGCCCUAUGCCCCUUCCCUGUCACAGCACAGCCAAGUCCUCCUUCGUCUCUUUUCUUUAAUACAAGCAACAAAAUAGAAACA